AGCAGGGGCCACUCUCUGGGCUGGCCUCUCUCAGGUUCCGGCCUGGACCUGCAGGAGGCCUGUGCAGGGGUCACGGGCAGCGAGCUAGGGGCUGCUUCUUCCCCUUUCCCGGGCAUGGGCUGGCCCCAGGGCAGCAGGGGGCUGAAGGACAUGACCGAUGCAGAGACUUGUGGCCCUCCUCAGCAGACCUCAGCGGGCACCGGACCCAGGCCCUAGCCCCAGACCUUCCAGGUCCAACCUGAACGUGGCCUUGGAGGAAUGCAUGACUGCCCUGGACCUCUUCCUCACCAACCAGUUCUCCGAGGCGCUCACCUACCUGCAGCCCAAAACCAAGGAAAGCAUGUACCACUCCCUGACCUACGCCACCAUCUUGGAGAUGCAGGCCAUGAUGACCUUCGACCCCCAGGACAUCCUGAACGCCUGCAACAUGAUGAAGGAGGCCCAGACCCUGUGCCAGAAGCAUCGAAAGAAACUGUCCGUUGCAGGCUCCUUCAGUAACCUCAUGCACCGUCCUACCCUAGACCAGUUCACCGAAGAAGAAAUCCAUGCGGAAGUGUGCUACGCCGAGUGCCUUCUGCAGAGGGCAGCGCUGACCUUCCUGCAGGAUGAGAACAUGGUGGGCUUCAUCAAAGGAGGCAUCCGAGUGCGGAACAGCUACCAGACGUACAAGGAACUAGACAGCCUCGUCCAGUCCUCCAACUACUUGAAGGGAGAAAACCACAGCCACUUUGAAGGAGGGGUGAAGCUUGGUGUGGGAGCCUUUAACUUGACACUGUCCAUGCUUCCUGCCAGGAUUCUACGGCUGCUGGAAUUCGUGGGGUUCUCUGGAAACAAGGAUUAUGGGCUGCUGCAGCUGGAGGAGGGGGCUUCCGUGCACAAUUUCCGGGCCGUGCUCUGUACCAUGCUGCUGCUCUGCUACCACACCUUCCUCAGCUUCGUCCUGGGCACGGGGAACGUCAACAUUGAAGAAGCUGAGAAGCUCCUCCAGCCUUACCUGAAACGCUACCCCAAAGGAGCCAUCUUCCUCUUCUUUGCUGGCCGGAUCGAAGCCAUCAAAGGCCACAUUGACACGGCCAUCCAGCGCUUUGAGGAAUGCUGUGAGGCCCAGCAGCACUGGAAGCAGUUCCACCAUAUGUGCUACUGGGAGCUCAUGUGGUGCUUCACCUACAAAUGCCAGUGGAAAAUGGCCUACUUCUACGCAGACCUGCUCAGCAAAGAGAACUCCUGGUCCAAGGCCACCUACAUCUACAUGAAAGCCGCCUACCUCAGCAUGUUCGCAGAGGGCGACUACAAGCCCUUCGGGGACGACGAGAUCGAGCUGUUCCGAGCCGUGCCGGGCCUGAAGCUCAAGAUCGCCGGCAAGUCGCUGCCCACCGAGAAGUUUGCUAUCCGGAAGUCUCGGCGGUACCAGAACCCGAACCCCACGCCGCUGCCCGUGCCGGCUCUGGAGAUGAUGUACAUCUGGAACGGCUACGCGGUGAUCGGGAAGCAGCACCAGCUGACGCAGGGCAUGCUGGAGAUCCUGCUGCAGGCCCAGGACACCCUGGAGAAGGCAGCAGCCAACGAGUUCUUGGUGGACGACCUGUGCGUGGUGAAGCUGCUGCAAGGCCUGUGUCUGAAGCACCUGGGCCGGGCCAUGGAGGCCGAGGACAACUUCCAGUUCAUCUACGCCAGUGAGAAGAAGAUCAAGUACGACCAUUACCUGAUCCCCAACGCGCUGCUGGAGAUCUCCCUGCUGUGCCUGGAGCAGGGCAGGACCGAGGAGGCCCUCAAGAACCUGGAAAUGGCCAAACAAAACUACAAGAACUAUUCCAUGGAGUCCAGGACUCACUUCCGGAUCCAGGCGGCCAUGCUUCAGGCCAGGGCCAACACCGAGGAUGGGAGCAGCACGGACAUGAGCAGCACCAACGUGUCGAGGGUACUCUAGCUGUGGGUCUUGGGGCCGGCCUGGGAUGACCAGAAAGAGAACAUUUCAGGACUAUCAGCCCCUCCCCCCGCCCUCCAGAACCAACCCCAGGAGGAAGCUGGGGGGUGUGGAGGCCCCCACCUGCCCGUACCCCCCUCCCGGCCCCGAGCCUGCAGUCACACACCUGGACUGGUCAUUGUUCUCCACUGUGAUGUUUAUCAGAAUAUUUAAAGUUUACAUUUUCCUUAGAAAUACAGUGGCCGGGUCAUGGGGUCCCUCAGAGGCCUGGCCCGCACGCUCUGCCUUGAAUCCAGAUUGCUCAGAAAUCUUGCUUCCUCGUCAUUGUCCGAGGCUGGAGAGGGAGACGCUUUCCAGGCUUCUGGUCUCCAUGUUCUGUAGCUAGACGUGGGUGCCUGUGGCUGGGGAUGGACAUCCCCCACAAGGUCCACCACGGUGCCCACUUGCUCACACCAUCUGUGGACUCUCACCUGGACUUGUCUCUGGGGAUCAGGGCCCAUGGGGCUUAGAGUAGAUGCUAGAAACCUUGAGGGGCCUCAAGGCGCUCUCCUUCAAAACUUCAGACUUGAACCCAAAGCCCCGGCGUCUGUCUCUACGAGCCUCGGGGCAGAGCAGCGAGGAGAAUCUCAGACUAAUAAAGGCAGGAUGGGCAUCUGUGGGCCCGAUGAGGACCAGCAGGCCAUCCUGCCCCGUCCUGGUCCUGGCACUGUGUUUAAAGCCAAAGGGGUUUAUGAAAGCAGCAAUCUUCUUCUUGACUUUGUUCCAAGACACCAAGUUUAUUUAAUAGCAGUGGGCUGUUUCCUUGGAAGUCAUGGUUCUCCAUGGCCUGUUCAGCGCAUUUGUGACUUUUCAUGGUUGAGAAAGAAGAUAUAUUUCAGUAAUAAAAACUCCCAUUUAAGAAAUAA
Molecule: messenger RNA, 2829 nt
Organism: Monodelphis domestica (gray short-tailed opossum)
Lineage: Eukaryota; Metazoa; Chordata; Mammalia; Didelphimorphia; Didelphidae
Gene: TTC39A
Product: tetratricopeptide repeat domain 39A
Molecular function (GO): protein binding
Source: RefSeq, a predicted model, not a curated record